GGCGGGGUGGCGGCGACAGGUCCGUCGCGGCGCCAGCGAUGGACGGGGUGGCGGUCGGGGACAGGGUGCUCCGGGAGAGGAGGCACCCGCCCAACGUCUACUGCGAGCGCGACAUCGGUGACGAUGAGGAAGCUCCCAAUAACCAAGUCAAACCCAAGAGGCCCAAGACAAGUGAUGCUGGCAAGAAGAAGGGGCCUAGAGAAGCCGAAGUAGAGCAAGUGGAUAGCAAGGCCCACUUCCCCAAUGGCAAAAGCCACAGUAAAAUAAAUGGGAAUGGUGAGGUUUUACAGAGCACAAAGAAGUGGAAGUACAGGGGUGCCGGGAAGGUUUCUGGCACAAAACUGCUGAAGAGAGUGGAUGAAAAACAGAAGGUCUCUUCCUCCAAGCAUGGUAAUUAUGAUGAAAAUAACAGGAAAGGGAAGAAGAUGUUGAAAGGGAAAGAUGCCCUAAUGUGCCACCAAUGCCAGAGGAAUGAUAAAGGGAGGGUGGUCAGGUGUAAUUCAUGCAUGAAUAAGCGCUUCUGCGUGCCCUGCAUUGAACGGUGGUACCCUGAUAUGUCAGAAGAUGACUUUAAUGCAAAAUGCCCAUAUUGUCGCAAGAACUGUAAUUGCAAGGGAUGCCUACGAAUGCGAGGAGUUGAAGAGCCUCCAAAGAAAAAAAUUUCUGAAGAAAAUCAAAUCCGUUAUGCUUGUCAUGUUUUGCGCUUGUUGCUUCCCUGGCUGAGAAAACUGCGACAGGAGCAGAUGGAGGAAAAAGAAUUUGAGGCUAAAAUAAAAGGUGUUUCAGUGGAUGAAGUGCAGUUGGAACAAGCUGAAUGUAAUCUAGAUGAGCGUGUUUACUGCAAUAAUUGUAGAACUUCUAUAGUUGAUUUUCAUAGAAGCUGCAAAUGCUGUUUUUAUGAUUUGUGCCUUGCAUGCUGCUGGGAGAUGCGCAAAGGAGAGGUUCCUGGAGGAGAAGAGGUACAGAGCAUUGAGCCUGAGAAGAGAAGCAGGGGUUAUGUUUUUGGAACUACUCCUAAGUCAAAGGAUGGGAAUGAAAGGGUCUCCUCGAGUAGGCACUCCCCAAAUGCUGAGCCUUGCAAUGGCAUAGCUGCUGGAGAGGACCCAAAUAACCCUCUGCUACUGUGGAAAGCAAAGAGUGAUGGCAGCAUAACUUGCCCACCAAAUGAGCUAGGAGGUUGUGGUGGUUCGCUUUUGGACCUUAAAUGCUUGCUUCCAGAGAAAAUGCUUUCUGAGCUAGAAGAAAAGGCUGACAGAAUUGUUAGUAGUGAAAUAUUUGCAAAAGCAGUAGCCAUAAGCAGUGGUCAGUGCCCUUGCUAUGAGCAUUCAGGAAACAUAAGAGCUCAGGAUGUGCGAGAGGCUGCAAAUAGGAAAGGCUUGAGUGAUAACCACCUCUAUUGUCCAGUUGCCACUGGUAUCCAGGAGGAUGACUUGGAGCACUUUCAGGUGCAUUGGGCAAGGGGUGAACCUGUUAUUGUUUCUGACACCCUUCAGUUAACCUCUGGCCUCAGUUGGGAGCCAUUAGUUAUGUGGCGUGCACUGCGAGAAAAAAAGAUCAAUGGCAAAGUAGAAGAUGAGCACUUUGCUGUCAGGGCAAUAGAUUGCCUUGAUUGGAAUGAGGUGGAAAUUAAUAUACACAUGUUUUUUGUGGGAUAUACGCAAGGCAGAACUCACCCCAGGCCACAUUGGCCUGAGAUGCUUAAGCUAAAGGACUGGCCGCCAUCUAGUUCAUUUGAUCAGAGAUUGCCUCGCCAUGGUGCUGAGUUUAUCAGCGCAUUGCCAUUUCCUGAGUACACUGAUCCUCGAUAUGGUCCACUAAAUCUUGCAGUCAAGCUUCCUAAUGGUGCCCUGAAGCCAGAUCUUGGACCCAAAACUUACAUCGCUUAUGGAUUUAACCAAGAGUUAGGCAGGGGUGAUUCUGUGACCAAGCUUCACUGUGACAUGUCUGACGCGGUAAAUAUUUUAACACACACAGCAGAAGUACCUUACGAGACCUAUCCACUUAAGGAGAUAGAGGAAACCAGAAAGAAUAUGAAAGGACAAGAUCUUCAGGAACUUUACGGUGUUUCAGAAUCCAGCAUUAUACCCAACCUAUCACCAACUUCUACUAAUUCCAGGAAUGUAACUAUGGAUGAAACAUCAAAGACCUCAUGUAAUGAUAGUAUCUGUAAAGAUAUUUCUGAUGGUCUGGACACCAAUGCUGUAACACCUAUUGAUAGUGAAGGUGAUGUUUGGGAUAAACUUCCAUCUCAUGAAUCUAAGGCACAAAGGAAGGCAGCCCAGUGUUCCAAUUACAUUGGCAAUGAUAGUUCGGCUAUGUUUCAAAAUGGAGGUCAUUGUAUCUCGGACAAUCAGGAGAGUGGGGAGCAAGAGAGACCUGGUGGUGCCCUGUGGGAUAUUUUCCGAAGAGAGGAUUCUGACAAGUUACAAGAUUAUCUUAAGAAGCAUGCCUUGGAAUUCCGGCACCUCCAUUGCAAUCCUGUGAAGCAGGUUAUUCACCCAAUUCAUGAUCAAACUUUUUACUUAACUGAGGAACAUAAGAGAAAGCUAAAGGAAGAAUAUGGUGUGGAACCCUGGACGUUUGAGCAGAAGCUUGGUGAAGCGGUUUUCAUACCUGCUGGAUGCCCUCACCAAGUCCGAAACUUGAAGUCUUGCAUCAAGGUUGCAAUGGACUUUGUUUCCCCUGAAAAUGUUGACGAGUGUAUUAAACUAACUGGAGAGUUCAGACGACUUCCAUCUCAUCACAGGGCUAAAGAAGAUAAACUGGAGAUUAAGAAGAUUGCUCUUUAUGCUCUGAACCAAGUUAUAAAUUUCUUGGAUCCUCCCUCUGAUGGACCGAUGAAUGGGGCUGGCCAGUCCGCCACUGAAUCUGCUGAUGAGAAGAAGCCUAAAAGUGGGGGUGGUCGCCGAAGGGGUAAGGUGAAGAGGGAAGACAAGUCCAGCAAUGACUCUGCUGGUGAGAAGCCUAACAGGAAGCGCGGUCGCCCACGAGGUGAGACAAAGAGUGAAGACAAGUCCAACGAUGAUGCUGCUGAUGAGAAGCCUCCUAAAAGGCGGAGGGGUCGCCCGAAAGUCUCUGGCAACCGCAGGUAAUUGACCUGUUCGCUUCUAACAGGGAAGGUGGAAAGCAUAGUAGUCGUGGUUGCUAAGGCUGUACUGACCGACGUGUUCGUAGUCAUUUUGGAAGAAGGUUGUAGUGUAGGCCGCUGAGGCAUAGGCCACCACUAGACGCCAUUGCGGCGUCUGGCUUUUGUUCAUAUGUGGUGAUUGCCAGCUGACAUCUUGGAAGAACCAUGUUAGAUGCCCGUAGUACAAGACUCUUCAUGUAGUGGGCUAUGGUGGUAGGCUGUUCAGCACAUGUAUGCUGCUGAUAUUUUGGUAGUAAUUGAUCUGAAUAGAUGUGGUCACUCAAGUUUGACCUGUACUACUGCAACUCUACUACUACAAGAUCCUGGUGUGUAUAUCCAAUCCAUGGAAUGAAGCUU
Messenger RNA from Panicum hallii, 3484 nucleotides. RefSeq names its product lysine-specific demethylase JMJ25-like. The record is from RefSeq and is a predicted model, not a curated record. Gene Ontology annotation, molecular function: chromatin DNA binding; transcription coregulator activity; histone H3K9 demethylase activity. Bases 39 to 3092 code for a protein of 1017 amino acids. The transcript is spliced from 16 exons. Lineage: Eukaryota; Viridiplantae; Streptophyta; Magnoliopsida; Poales; Poaceae. Gene Ontology annotation, biological process: regulation of transcription by RNA polymerase II. Gene Ontology annotation, cellular component: histone deacetylase complex; chromatin.